AUGGUGCGCAGAAUUGGUAUUGAGCAGGGCUGGGAGUUCAAGCAGGCGAGCUCCUUGAACAACGGCACCGCCGCGACUUAUUUACCUGUCGGGCAAUUUCCCACUGUGGCUCACAUUGACCUACUAUUUCACAAACUCAUCCCGGACCCAUACAUCGACAUCAACGAGCUCAAGUGCCUUUGGGUUAACGAUGCGGACUGGACCUAUCGUACCCAGAAGAUCGACCCAGUUGACGUCGGACCAUCGGAACGAGUAAUCUUGGUGUUCGAAGGUCUUGAUACCGUGGUUGAUGUGUACCUCAACGACGAACACAUCUUGUAUAGUAACAACAUGCACAUCACUCACCGGGUUGACGUUACCGAAGCUCUUCGUGGCAGAACGGACUAUUCGGUCCUUGAACUCAGAUUCAAGGCAGCUCCAGCAUAUGCUCGCUCAGAACGCGAGCGCAUUGGGUACAAGACCACAAAGACCGGUAGAGGAGUUAACUUUGGUGGUUCUGAGCGACUCUUCGUCAGGAAAGCUCAAUACCAUUGGGGUUGGGAUUGGGGCCCAGCUGUGAAUACUUGCGGGCCCUGGAAACCUAUCUAUCUGGAGAUAUUUGAGUCGAGAAUCGAUGAUCUUUGGGUGACUCAAGAUGUCGACGAUGAUCUCUCCUCUGUCGUUGUUACACUCAGAGGAAAGAUUGAGAAUCCUGGCAGCAUUGAUAAGGUUCGAGUGCAAUUAUCAGACGACAAAGGACACACUGUGGCCGAGACAAUGAUUGAAGUAUCAUCUGAAAGCGCUUUCCAUGGCAAGCUCAAGCUUGACAACCCAAAAUUGUGGUACCCGUUCUUGUAUGGCGAGCAGCAUCUCUACCUUGUGGAAGUUUCAAUUCCCGGUCAUACAUGGAGCCAGAAACUCGGCGUAAGGAAACUACGCCUGUUACAACAUUCUCUUCAAGACCAACCAGGAACGUCAUUUGUUUUUGAGCUUAACAACAUCCGCCUUUUCUGCGGGGGUUCGUGCUGGAUCCCUGCAGACUUCAUGCUCCCACGGAUCUCGAGAGAUAAAUAUGAGAAGUGGAUUGCGUUUGCGAAAGCAGGAAACCAAUCCAUGAUACGCGUUUGGGGCGGCGGCAUUGUCGAAAGCGAUGAGUUCUAUGACAUCUGCGACCGCGAAGGGGUUUUGGUCUGGCAGGACUUCUUGUACGCCUGCGGGAACUAUCCUGCACCACCCGAUUUCGUUGCAAAUAUCAAAGUCGAAGCAGAACAGCAGGUGAAGCGCGUUGGACACCAUGCUUCGCUUGCUCUAUGGUGUGGUAAUAAUGAGGACUACAUGUGCGCCGACGGCGAUCGUUGUUGGGAGGUUGACUACAGCGACACGACCGGUCCAUGGGACAAGACUACAUUUCCAGCACGAGAGAUAUACGAGCGAACGUUACCUGCUGUCAUCAAUGCUUCUGAGACUGAUGUCCCCUACUGGAUAAGUUCUCCAUAUGGUGGUAGCUUCUCCAACGACACGACUGUUGGCGAUACGCAUUGCUGGGACAUCUGGCACGGCAAACUGUCACCAUACCAGGACUACAAAGCGUACACGUCCCGUUUUAUUUCAGAGUUUGGGUUCGAAUCAGCUCCUAGCCUUCGCAGCUUACAUCGUGCCAUCACAUCCCCAAAAGAACGCCAUUCGCAAUCUCGUACUUUUGACGUACAUGACAAAGGUCCAGGCCAUCAGAGACGAUACCCAAUGUACAUGGGCGAGAACUACCGCUUCCGGAUGAACCCACUCAAAGACUUUGUUUACUGCACGCAGUUUCUCCAAGCCGAAGCAAUGGCAUAUGCUUACAACUGUUGGCGACGUGAGUUUAGAGGCCCUGGCCAAGAGAACUGUGGUGGAGUCUUGGUCUGGCAGCUCAAUGAUAUUUGGCCCGGAGUGAGCUGGGCACUCAUCGAUGUCGACAUGAACCCAAAGCCAGCGUACUACAUCACGAAGAGAGCAUUAGCCAAGACAGUGGUAGGGGCAGAGCGCAUUGUUACCGCAAAGCCACCUUACAUCACUACUGGCUAUCCUGACGAGAAGUCGAAGCUCGACGUGUGGGCUGUGAACGGCGAGCUUCAUGAGCGAACAGUUGUCCUUGACUUGGAGGCAUAUGAUAUAGAAAGCGGAAAGGCAGUUGAAUGGACCACGCCUUACGAAGAGAAGGAAUACAUCCUGAAAGCAAACCAAACCACAGAGCUUGUGGCAAACAUAGAGAUUCCCAACCAUGAUGAAACUGUGGUUGUCGCGUAUCUGUAUGACACUGUGUCAGGGACGAUGCUCGCAAGAUGGGUCAGCUGGCCAGAACCGCUUAAGUUCUUGCAAAUGUCAUCUGAGCUAAAGGUAUCUGCUGAGAUAGUGGAAAAUGGGCGUGCGGUUGUCAUUGAGGCUAAUGCUCCGGCUAAAGGAGUCGUUCUCAGUGGUACAGAUGGGAACGGUGAGGCGGUGGUUUUCGAGGAUAACUUUAUCGAUCUGGUGCCGGGUGAAGAGAUCAGGGUUGGUAUCAGAGGGCUAGCAGGUGAUCAUGUCGAUGUCAGGUUCUUGUAUGACUGGGAACUAGAGCCUGGAUUUAAGCUCUAG
This is a messenger RNA of Fusarium sp. VM40, 2592 nucleotides long. Lineage: Eukaryota; Fungi; Ascomycota; Sordariomycetes; Hypocreales; Nectriaceae. The record is from the annotation of a GenBank genome assembly.